CGCGGGGCAGAGUCGCGCGGCGGCCGGCAGCGGAGACCCACCGGCCACGGCUCACCACUCACACUCAGUGCACGCGCUGCCUCGCCGCCGCCAGCCUGCGUGGCUCUCGUUACCACGCACUCGUACGCCGCAGAUCCCUGUCAUAUUCGUCCGUUACUCGAUCGAAAUCUAACUUUAUAUUACUAAAAGAUAUUUUUUUUAUUUACGAAUACGAUUUUACUAGCGUGUGUAUUUGUCAACUCUGCCUUUGUUUACAUUUGCAUAUGUGCCAUUUUCGCUGAUCUUAACGGGCUUUUCCAAGUGUACUGAAAGUGAAGUGUAUAAUUGUAUAGCAUAACUGAAGGAAAACUGCGAACUGAUUUAUAAGGUGUUGCGCACGAGUCGCGUGGCGCGAGGGUGUGAUGCGAGGGGCGCGCAGCGGCGUGCGCCGGCGCCGCGAGUAGCCGCGACCAUGCCCGGCCCGCGCUCCACACAUGCCGUUGCCUGUCUUCUGCUGCUUGCGAUGUUCUCCGACUACAUCGUUGCCGAUGGCUCCAUUUACGGCGUUAUCAAAGGCCAUCGAGCACCGUGUUCAAAUGAAGGCGAGACCGUUCGUCUCCAGGAUGAGAGACUCGAGCAGGACUGGAGCAGCUGCUUCCGUUGUAUGUGCAAAAACGGCUUUGUGGAGUGUUGGAAUGGUGCAAAGGAGUGCGGGAUAAUGAAAGACUGCGCUGUCGAAAUGCCACGAGAAGGCUGUUGUGCACGAUGCAAAGGAUGUUGGUAUAAUGGUACGGAAUAUGCCUCUCACACCGAGUGGAAUGAAGACGGGAGGCUGUUCCGCUGCGAAGCUGGCGUGGUGACUAUGUCACGACCCGAGUGCUACGCUCCUUGUGACAAUCCUAAGCAUCAGAGGCAUACGCAUUAUAAUUGUCCAGUUUGUGAAGAAUGUGUCAUAAAUGGACAACGUGUGUGGGAAGGUCGAGAUGUGCGUAUACCAGAAGAACCCUGUUUGUCGUGUCGAUGUAUGCGGGGGACAUUGUCCUGCAUUAAGCGAGCCUGCCCUGUUCUACCCUGUAUCAUCUCUCAGCAGUACACACCACCUGGAGAAUGCUGCCCCAAAUGCACCCAUCCCACUGCGGAUAAAAUUCUUCCAAUUUCAGGAUUUUCUCUACCGAAACCAUGCAUAAUUGGCAAGGAAUAUCAUGAUCAUUUGAUUCCUUUUCGAGUGGAUCCAUGCACACAUUGUACUUGUAUGAAUGGCACAGCAGUAUGCACGCGACAGACGUGUCCAGUGCUGACUUGUGGAGCUCGUGCACUACCACCUCUUCCUGGUAAAUGCUGUCCAGAGUGCCCAGAGAUAGAAGAAGCACAGACAGCCUGUGUUAUCGCUGGAAAAACUUAUCAGGAUGGAGAGAUAUGGCAGUUAGAUGCUUGCAAGUCUUGUGAGUGCCACGGAGGAGAACCACGAUGUGCUAUGGAACGAUGCCCGACCUCAAGUUGUGCGCCCGAUCAGACACUCCGACAGUUGCCUGGGCAAUGUUGCCCUAAGUGUGUAGAUAUCGAUGGAAUAUGUACUGUCUUCGGUGAUCCUCAUUACAAAACAUUUGACGGAAAAUUUUACAGCUUUCAAGGUUCUUGCAAGUACCAAUUAGUUUCUGACUGUAAAAAUCACACUUUUUCUAUAAGAAUAUCAAAUGAUGCCAGAAAUACUUCACAUUCAUCUUGGACUCGUACUGCAACAUUGCGUAUUGGAUCCACCAAGGUCAAUAUGGGAAAGAAAAUGCGCAUCAAAGUAAACGGGCAGAGAAUAGCCCUUCCUUACAUAAUUAAAGGAGUUGCUGAAAUAAGUCGAAGUAAUGGAUCUGUUCUUUUGAAAUCUGAAAUAGGGGUACAAAUGUUAUGGGACGGUGACGGAUUCUUAGAAGUGACUGUUUCGAGUUCAUAUAAAGGAAAGUUAUGCGGGUUGUGUGGGAACUUUAAUUCAGUCGCUAGAGACGACAUGAGAGCGCGUGACGGAAGACUUUUAAAUGAUACUUGGAGGUUUGGAACUUCGUGGCGUGUAGGCGGGCAUCGUGCUUGCACAAGACGUCCGGAGCGACCUAAUGGGAUCUCACGAUGUCGUAAGUCGAAGCACACGAAAGUACAACGACUGUGCCGUGCAUUUGAAGCUAAUGAGGCAUUUUCAAAAUGUGUGGGUAAAGUUAACCCUCAUAAUUAUGCAGAAGCAUGUGUUCUGGAUGCAUGUAGCUGUUCAGGUUUUCGAUGUCAUUGUGCAGCAUAUAGAGCAUAUGCAAGAGAAUGUACACGUGUUGGUGCAGAGCCUCAAGAUUGGUUGCGUGCCGCUUGGUGUGAUGGCCCACCCCCACCAUGGCUAAGUCGCGGUCGUAUGGGUGUCGGUCGCUCAGUCAAACAUAGAAAGACCGACUUAUUAGCUUUGGGUGCAAUACCUAAGCGAAAUAACAGCCGUUCCCGGCCUCCACCUCCAAUUCUACAUUAAUAUACUAGCAUCGGCAACACAAUUACUAGUCAAACCAGCUGCCAUUAUGGCAAUUAUGAGUAUGUAAACAGAAAGUGUCGAGUUGAAUUGAAUUUGAGUUGUGUCAGUAAGGUGCGACAAUAUUAGGAACGAAGAUCUAUUUACAUAAACAGUAUUCGUAAUCUACUUAUAGUUAAGUGAACAAGCUCUGUUAUAAUAUUAUACGAUUUGUAGACCACCUGUAGCUUACUAGUACCUCGCCAAAUCAACCAGCAUCAACAUAGUUAUAUAAAUGUAUAAUCAUUCCUGUAUAAUGGUUAAUGAAUGAGGUUAUGGUUGAAGCUCCUCUUUUUAUACUUUUUUUUUAUAACAAAGAGCGAUAAGUAUAAUUGAUUUACUUACAAAUUAUUUGUGUCGAUGUUAAUGUUUGUAUUAGAUAAAAAUGUGCUGGUUUUAUGUAUUGGUGGACGCCUAGAUCGUUGUUCAGCUAGAUGUGGUAAAUGUUUUAUAAUUUAUUACAAUAUAAUUCUAAACCUAUCAACAAUAUGUGAUAAUUAGCUUUGAAUAUGACUUCAGACAGGAGACGUUUGGUUAACAUAGUUCAAAAUGAGAUCUCAUCUGUAGUUAGUUUACGAAAUCUUAGAUCUAGCCGAAGCCAAGAAGCUAACGAGAUUGUACGGAUCUUGUGUAUAUACUUUGAAUGAAGUCUAAUUCAAUGUUGUCUCAUAUAAACGAGCUCGUUCAAUUUACUGUCGAAAUGUAUACGCUAAGACGAGCGGCUCUGUUACCCUUGUGUUAACGAACAAAUAAUUUAUAAACGUUAUAAUUGUACAUAUUUUGAUCUAUUCCACUAAACAUAAUAUGUAACUAUUAUUACAUAAUUAGCUUUAGUAUAUUAAAUUAAGACUAUUAAAAAUUUAGUUUUUAAAUGCGUUACCAAUGAAUUUUAUUAUUGACAUUGAUUUUUAACGUUAAAUAUAACGUGAUCUGUUGAUUUGCUUCACGUUGUAUGCUUAUCGCAUUUGUAUGUCAUUAUGUGUUAGUUCACAGAAGUGAAUGUACUUAGUGCCAUUGGAUCUUCAGUAGUGUAAGGUGACUGAAGCUACACUGUCGGAACGAACUAAAGAAUGAAUGAAAAAAAAUAAAAAUCAACAAAAUUGUUAUAACUCUAUUUAUUUUUGGUUAAUUUGAACCGAAAUAAAUGCUUAUUAGACACAUGUAUUCAAAAUCACUUCGAUGGAUCCGAUAGUUGUAGACACAUGCCGCCACGAUUGUGAUAAAUGUAUGCCUGUAGGCAUCACUUGGCAAAAAGCACAUAAUAAUUAUGUACUUAUAUAUUUAUCUAUAUGUACCCAAAUUUGCUAUCUUUUUUUAUAAUAUUUAUUUCAAAUGUAAACGUACUUUUAUAAUGGUACCUAUAUAUAUAUUGUUUAUAAACAUGACAUAAUAAAAUACUAGAAUAGAAAAGGAUACUAGAAUUUUCGAUGAGGUUAUGCGAAAUUUGACUUGAAGUGAACAUUGAAUAUUUGGAUGAAAUGUUUCAUUUUAUUUUUUAAAUUUUAAUUGGGCUAUGGAAUUAUGAAAAGCGGCUUAGAAUUUCCUUUUAAGUCAAGACUUCCUAUUGCAUACAAACUUUAAAUGAUUUUAUUAAAUUCCUAUUCGUAA
Vanessa atalanta (red admiral) is the source of this 4120-nucleotide messenger RNA. RefSeq names its product BMP-binding endothelial regulator protein (gene cv-2). Bases 452 to 2476 code for a protein of 674 amino acids. The record is from RefSeq and is a predicted model, not a curated record. Gene Ontology annotation, molecular function: protein binding. The transcript has 8 exons. NCBI's taxonomy places the organism in Eukaryota, Metazoa, Arthropoda, Insecta, Lepidoptera, Nymphalidae.